Molecule: messenger RNA, 2796 nt
Organism: Thermothelomyces thermophilus ATCC 42464
Lineage: Eukaryota; Fungi; Ascomycota; Sordariomycetes; Sordariales; Chaetomiaceae
Exons: 7
Coding region: 479-2632 (717 amino acids)
Biological process (GO): regulation of DNA-templated transcription
Cellular component (GO): nucleus
Molecular function (GO): zinc ion binding; transcription cis-regulatory region binding; DNA-binding transcription factor activity, RNA polymerase II-specific
Source: RefSeq, a predicted model, not a curated record
GGGGAAAGAGGAAGCCCCAUGUAUUUGUCUUCUAAGGCAGGAUGACGACGACUCCUGCUGCGCGCACACUCUACAUUAGUUUGGGGGAUUUGCCAGGUGCCAGGUCUCUCGGGAUAAGUGUCCCGUCUGUCUCUCUUCGUUGUCUGUCCGUUGGUACGGAUAGCACUCGUGUGUAAGUGAAGUUAUUCAAAUGGGACGGACAAGUGCGGAAUACCCUCGAGUUUUCUCCUCUUUCCCUCCUCCUCCGUUUAAGGUCCUGCGGAACCGGAGAUAUCUCUUCUGCGCCACCUAGUUAGUUCUCUUCGGGGGUUGUUGUGUUAUCUCAUACACCGCUGCGCGCGCCUCCCGAGGCUCGUCCGUUUCGAGAGCCCGACUCCGCUCGCGGGUGAUUUCCCUAUCCGCGCACCACCAUCCCGUGCGAGUCGACUCGCGACCCGGCACUACGGCACUGCAAUCGGCCUGGAGAGUCUGUGGCGACAUGGCUUUGUGGGUUGAUGCACCAGUCGCCGGAACCGCCAAAGCCCCAAGAGGCCCGAGAGCUUGUACGACCUGCGCAAAGGCAAAGAGCAGGUGUAUUGCAGGGCCGAAGGGGCAGGAGAAGUGUGAGAGGUGCCACCGGCUCGGGAAGCCAUGCUCUUCACAGACUCCGGCCCCGGCGCGGAAGCGAAAAAGGCCGAGGACCACCCGGGUAGCAGAACUCGAGCGGCGCCUCGAGGACCUCACCGCCCUCAUCGAGUCCGUCCAGCGGCAGGGCCCAGCAGCCCCGAGCCCGCCGGACUUGGACCAACAUAGUGCCCCUUCUCGUUCCCCGAACCGCUGGGCUGACCGCGUGCACCAUCUGCGGCCGCUUGAUCUAGCCGAAACCGGCGACUCAAUUCGCACCUUUCGCCAAAACUGCUGGGAGAACCCGCUUGGACACAUAUUUCCGAACCACUCCAUAUUCGGUGACGACCUAGAACACCAACAAUCCCCAGCAAGCGGCGUGGUUCCGCCGGCAGCCGCCGCUGUUCUGCCUCGGCCUUCGUCCGGGUAUCCAUCGGCUCAGACGACAGCAGCAAGCUCUAUUGGCUCCUCUACCCACCAGCAACCGCACCCACGGUCGUCUGAGCAACACCGGAGCUGUCCAUGGCCACAGGAUGACGAGGCGGAAGCCUUCCUGCGAGUGUACCGCGAACACUUGAACCAUUUGUUCCCUUUUGUCAUUGUUCCGCCGCACCUGUCGUCGGCUGAGUUGUGGAAACAGAGGCCAUUCCUCUGGAAAGUGGUCAUGAUGGGAGCGUGCCGGUCUGACGGGCGACGGCAAGCUGCGCUGGGGAACGAAUUGUUGAGGGAGGUCACCGAGACUGCAUUUAUGCGGCCGCGGAAGAAUCUCGAUCUGCUACAGGGCUUGCAGAUGCUGAUUGCUUGGUACCAUUAUAAUCUCGACAGCUUCCAGAUGAUGAACCUCCUGUUUCUCACAAUGUCAAUAACGACAAGCCUGGGUGCCGUCGAAACGAAAGAGAUCCCAGACAAAGAAGGAUACAGCUCGGAGAGCCUGGAGCAAAUGCGUGCGUUUGCCGGGACUUACUAUCUCGUGACUGUAACCUUCACCACCAACAAGCGCCCGGACGCACUCAUGAACAACGCAAACGCCGCAUAUCUAGCGACGUGCUGCCGGGCUCUCCUGAGCCAGAUGGAGUACCCCACUGACGAGCUCGUCGUUCACCUCGUCCGCGCACAGAAGCUGUUGCAGGGCAUUUCGCAAGGUUUCGCUCAGCGCAAGGCUGCGCCAAACGAGAAGCGAGUGCCACAGGUACACUUCAUUCAUGGCUUGCGAGAACGUAUCCGAGGAGUUGCCUCUGCGCUGCCGCCCCAUAUCAGGGCCAACCCGACGUUAAGAGGCCACUUCCUCGUAGCCGAAAUCCUGAUCUAUGAAAACAGCCUGGAGGAGCUCUACCAUUGUCCGUUUCUCCGCCAGUCACGCGAGGCGGGACCGAUACCUUUCUCGCCCGCGCGGAGGACCGAGGAUGUCUCGGAGCGAGUUGCUAUGUUAUGGGACUGUGCCCAUCUCGUACACGCUUUCCUGGAAAACCGUCUUCCGGAUGAGAAGACCAAUAAGUUCCCACGUGUUGUCUGCCCAACCUCACCGGACCUGACCUACGUCUUCUUGACAAUGAUCAAGCUGGCGACGGUACAGGUUCCGGGGUGGGACUUGGCGAGGGCGAGAAAAGAGAUGCAAGUUGAUGAGUUCAUGGCUCGAUUAUUGAAGCGAAUGGAGCACGCAGCAGAGAAUCGAAAGAGCGAGACGAAAGGAGGAUUGGCCGACGGCCAGCCAGAGCACGGGCAGGGAGACGACGAGUCCGAGGACCCCUUUGCCAAACUAGCGCGUAAGGUCCGCAACGUGAGGGACCUUCUCCGUGUCCUCGAGUAUCACGACGACUACGCCACCUCGCAGGUAGUACGGGUCUACGAUCCGGCGCCCAUGACGCUGGUCGACGCAACCCAGGACCUGAUGCAGGAUCUUGGAGGCGGUCUGUGGCCUGACCCGACCAGCGGCACGCCCGAUUGGGAUACGUCUGCGGUUGGUGAGGCAAUCGACUGGGUCGCCAUCUUCAACAACUACACCAUGACGGAGUCCUUUAAUAUGGCGUGAAACAGGAAGCAAACGGAGGCAGUGCACUCCGUCCCUAAGGUAGAUCCGGGCGCCGAGCCCUCGGGCAGGGACCAAUGCGUGGUAGUUAGUUUCAAAAGAACCGAGAAAUUGCGAUACAAUCCAAAUCUGUGACUGCUGCCAGAUUUUGAUGUUUUCAAGUGAUG